AUGACAAACUUAAUUCCUUUUAAACUUUCUUCAAGUCUAUCCGGUCAUGAAUUAGACAUUAAAGCUGUUCGAGGUCCAAGCGAAGACUUGAUUAUUUCUGCGUCUCGCGACAAAACUGUCCGCAGCUGGUUUAGAACCGGAGCUAACUCUUUUAAUGAAAGUAAAAUUGGUAGCAGUGAUAAGAUCAUAAAUGUUUUUGAUCUCGAUGAUGUGCAGGAUCCAAUUUAUUCGUUAAUCGGCCAUUCUGAUAACGUUUGUGCGUUAGAUAUCACACCAUCUGGCCAUAUAGUUUCCGGUUCUUGGGAUAAAACGGCCAAAAUUUGGAAAAAUUGGCAAGAAGCUUUUACUUUGAACGGACAUUCCCAUGCUGUAUGGGCAGUUUUAGCUGUAGAUGACGAUUUAAUAUUUACCGGGUCGGCCGACAAAACUAUUGUAAAAUGGCAGAAUGGCAAACGAAUUCAAACUUUAUCUGGCCAUACUGAUUGUGUUAGGGCGUUAGCAUUACUGCCAGAUAUAGGUAUUGUUUCAUGUGGAAAUGAUAGCACUCUUCGUAUAUGGACAUUAACUGGACAAUGUAUUCAAGAAUUAAAUGGUCAUACUUCCUUUGUGUACAGCAUUGAUAUAUUACCUACAGGUGAAAUCAUAUCAAGUGGAGAAGACCGAUCCGUAAGAAUUUGGAAAGAUGGAGAAUGUGUACAAUCUAUUGUACAUCCUGCAACAUCUGUAUGGUGCGUAGCUGCCAUGCCUAACGGUGAUAUUAUUAGUGGUGCAAGUGAUGGUGUGAUUCGUAUUUUCACAAAGGUCGAAGAACGCAUUGCAGAAAAAGAGAUUCUAAAGAAUUACGACGAGCAAGUUUCAAGACAUGCAUUAGGAGAUUUGAAGAAAGAUGAUCUUCAUGGAUUAGAAGCAUUGCUUAAGCCAGGAAAAAAUGAAGGACAAGUCAUUAUGGUGCGAAACCGUGAUUCUGUUGAGGCUCAUCAAUGGAGUCAAGCUGAUCAAUCAUGGCACAAAGUGGGCGAUGUGGUUGAUGCUAUUGGUAAAGAUCGAAAACAGUUAUAUAACGGAAGAGAAUAUGAUUAUGUAUUUGAUGUCGAUAUUGGUGAUGGGGUUCCACCUUUAAAACUUCCAUAUAAUGUUUCCGAUAAUCCGUAUAAAGCAGCUCAAGAAUUUAUUUGGUCUAAUGAACUUCCGCAAAGCUAUUUGGAUCAAAUUGCAAAUUUUAUUGAAAGAAAUGCACAAGCCGUUUCAUUGGGCACUGGCUCACAAUAUGCAGAUCCAUUCACCGGAUCAUCAAGAUAUACUCCUAGUGGAACAUCAAAUAAUUCAUCUUAUAAUUCCUCAGUACCUUCAGUACCUACGAACGUCCAAAAUACUUUAACUACUGGUACAGACCCAUGGACUCGUCCAGAGACGUCAAAUUCACCAUCCGGAAAAGUUAAGGCAAUUCCACAGAAAAGUUAUCUUACUUUCCAGAAAGCAAACAUCCAAGCUAUUUUUAAAAAAAUAGGACAAAUUAAUGAAACAUUAUUAGCCAAUGAAAAAACUCGGAAUAUUGCAUUGUCAACCGAUGAAAUUUCGACUUUGGAAAAAUUGAUACUAUUUUUGCAAAAUCCUUCAACUCGGGCAGCUUCGAUAAUCGAACAUCAAAGCGAAUUUGACAUGAUUUGUAAAAUAAUAACUCGGUGGCCAUUUGAUAAUCGAUUUCCAGGGAUUGACUUACUGCGUCUCCAAAUUCUUUACACUUCAAUCCCUUCCAAAUACGUUGAUAAUGAUGAAAGUAUCGUAGAUUUGGUCACUAAGUCCGCUGGUAUUAAUACUUGGCCCAAAGACAGCAUACCCAAUAAAGACCAAGAAACAAAUGCUAUUUUUGCUGUUUUAAAUCAAACGAUUCCAGAUGAUAAUAAUAUUCUUCAAAUAAUGGAAAUGUUAGUGGAGCUUCUCAAAUCAGAAACAGAUUCUGAAGUUAUAUAUAGAGCUCUCGUAACUUUGGGAACAUUGAUUAAUCAAAAUCAAGUCGCUAAAGAUGCUGCCGCGGCUUUUGGUGUGAAACUUGCUGUAGAAAUUGUAUCCACUAAAGUAAAAGAAGAUAGAAUUAGUCGGCUUAUUGAUGAGAUAGAAUUUUAG
This is a messenger RNA of Funneliformis mosseae, 2124 nucleotides long. NCBI's taxonomy places the organism in Eukaryota, Fungi, Glomeromycota, Glomeromycetes, Glomerales, Glomeraceae. The record is from the annotation of a GenBank genome assembly.